GGCGAUUUCUGGCCUCCGCCUCCUCGCACGCUUCUCUAACCAGACCAGACCAGCCAGCCAUUCAUCCAGCGUUUGCUGAAACUGCAGCAUUCCCACAGAAGCCCUCGGAGAGCAGCGAUGUUUUCCUGCAGAGCGGCCUGGCAAAGGUGUGGGCCUGUGGCGCGGAGAGCAGCCUACAGGUUGCCCAGGGAUGUUGUGCAGCGGCGACCGAUGUCCUCACUUCCUGGUGGGUCUGGGGAGAACAUAGUCUACACCCUGCUGUGUGGUGGAGCUUUUGUCGGUGCCGUGUCAUACGCAUACAACACUGUGACCUCAGACAACGCCCGGUUCAAUAAUCGUGUGGCACAAAUCAAUGCCAGACCAAAGACAGAGUGGGUACCUAAACCAUGGCCACCUAAGAGCAGGGAUGAAGAAGAGGCAGGAGAGGAGGAGGAAGAAGUGGCAGCUGAGGAAGCCAGUGGAGAGGCUGAGGUUGGCGAAGAGGAGGCUGGGGAAGUUGCUAAUGGAGAGGCUGAGACUGUAGAGGAGGCAGUCGCAGAGGCAGUCGCAGAGGCCGCUGAGGUUGUUGCUGAGGUGGCAGAGGGCAUUGCCGAGGCUGCGCACGAAGUGGAGACGGUUGCAGAAGAAGUGGCUCAAGCGGCCAAAGCUGUUGAGGAGGCUGCUGAGGCUGUUGCAGAACCGGCCGCUGUCGCUGCUGAGGAACCCGAAAGCAACGUGGCCCUGGCAGCUGCCUCUGCUGUAGAGGUACCAAAAAUAACUGACGUCAGUGAAGAAUUGGCACCCGCUGUUGAAGACAUCAAAGAGUCUGUGGCACCAGUAGAGGCACAGCCUGUUGAAGACAUUGCACCAGUUGAGGAGGCCCCUGCACCUGUGGAGGAGGCUGUUGCACCAGUAGUAGAAGCCCCUGCACCAGUUGAAGUUAUACCAGCAGAAGAAUCUACUGCACCAGUAGAUGAGGCAGCUGCACCUGUGGAGGUUGCACCAGUGGAAGAGGCCCCUGCACCAGUAGAAGAGGCCCCUGCACCAGUAGAAGAGGCCCUUGCACCAGUGGAGGUUGCACCAGUAGAAGAGGCCCCUGCACCAGUGGAGGUUGCACCAGCAGAAGAGGCCCCUGCACCAGUUGAGGUUACGCCAGUAGAAGAGGCCCCUGCACCAGUGGAGGCUGCACCAGCAGAAGAGGCCCCUGCACCAGUGGAGGUUGCACCAGUAGAAGAGGCCCUGGCACCAGUUGAGGUUGCACCAGUAGAAGAGGCCCCUGCACCAGUUGAGGUUGCACCAGUAGAAGAGGCCCCUGCACCAGUGGAGGCUGCACCAGCAGAAGAGGCCCCUGCACCAGUGGAGGUUGCACCAGUAGAAGAGGCCCCUGCACCAGUGGAGGUUGCACCAGUAGAAGAGGCCCCUGCACCAGUGGAGGUUGCACCAGCAGAAGAGGCCCCUGCACCAGUGGAGGUUGCACCAGCAGAAGAGGCCCCUGCACCAGUGGAGGUUGCACCAGUAGAAGAGGCCCCUGCACCAGUGGAGGUUGCACCAGCAGAAGAGGCCCCUGCACCAGUGGAGGUUGCACCAGCAGAAGAGGCCCCUGCACCAGUGGAGGUUGCACCAGCAGAAGAGGCCCCUGCACCAGUGGAGGUUGCACCAGCAGAAGAGGCCCCUGCACCAGUGGAGGUUGCACCAGCAGAAGAGGCCCCUGCACCAGUGGAGGUUGCACCAGCAGAAGAGGCCCCUGCACCAGUGGAGGUUGCACCAGCAGAAGAGGCCCCUGCACCAGUGGAGGCUGCACCCGUUGUUGAGGAAGCCCCUGCACCAGUAGAUGCUGCGUCCGUGGUAGAAGAGGCCCCAGUAGAAGUUGCAGCAGCCCCUGUUACAGAAGCAGCGAGUCCUGUGGUGGAAGAAGGAGCUGCAGGCUCUGCGGAGAACCCGGAAGAAGGUCCCAAGAGAGAGUACAUUGUUGUGGUUCUGGAAGGAACACCUGAAGUUGAAAAACGGCCCAAGGUGCUUGGAGUGGGAUCCAUGACUGGUAGACUCAUCCCAGCCCCAGACGAUGAUGAUACCCCUGCUUCUGAGGGUAAACGGCGUCUUCUUAGGAUGCAAAUGCAGUAGUUCCAUGUAAGUGAACAGCUCUUGAAAGAUGACUUCAGUCCUGCAGAAGAAGAGGAUGUGCCUUUACCCAACACUUUUCCUUCCUCCCUUUACCUCUAAAACUGCAAGGGACUAAUAUGUAGUUCCAGUGUAAAGAUACACAUACAGCACCAUGUUUAGAUUAAUGCCUGCUUUAUGGAACUGUCAUGCCAACAUAUUGGCAGUGCCAUUAUUGUGACACUCCACACUGACUUUCAUGUCUUGACUCCGUUGUCCUAGAUGAGCCCGACAGUAGUUGAACACAUCUCUGGUUUAUCUGUUAGUAUCCCCAGUAACAGUUCUUCGUUAACUUCAAAGAAUUGCAACCUGUUUACUGCUGAGGACAAAACUGAGCCAUUCACUCACCCUUUUUCUUACUGUUACAGAGUUUACUGCCUCAAAUCACUCCAGUGGAAUAUUUGAUACACCUCACAAUGUCCUGUUGAAGAGGGAAUGCUGGUAUUUUUUAACCUGGACCCUAUAUUUCCAUUGUUUGUGUCUUAAGUGACCAAUGAGAACAGCAGUUUUGAAAGUGGUCCAGUAUUGAGAGACUGCUGCAGGCUACAAUGCAACUACUUGUUGCAGGAGUCAAUUUAUGUUCACUGUAAGUGCUUUUUUGCCACUGACAGGAUCAGAUUGUUAUCAUUGUCUGACAACACUAUGGAAAGGACUCUACAAAGAAAUGAAAUGUUUUUCUGUAGCUUUUGCUUUUUGCAGUCUCUUUUGUGUCCAAGUCUCAAUCUGAAAUCUCAUGAGGUGACUCGUGCAGGAAGAAAACAGUGGAAAUGCAAGUGAGGGUUGGAGAGAGGAGUGCUGGUAAUGGUGUGUUGUGAUGGGGUACAGAAAAAGGAUCUCACUCUUAUCUAAAAGUUUUAAUGUCACAACUAAAUACUUAGCUGAUUUCCACAAUAUGAAAAAAUUCAAGAGAUUUCAGAACGAUACCUUUUGUAAAGAACAGACAAAUGUUUAAUUUCUCUGUAGGGUCCUUUCCGUAAUGUUGUCAGACACACAGCCUGUCAGUGGCAAAACCAAACACCUUGACUGUUUUGUCACUGCCGGCUGCAGCCCUCUCUCUCAAUAGAGGACCAUUUUUAAAAGUUGUUGUUCCUGCGUGUCACUUGGGCACAAACAAGAGAAAAAAGGAUCCAGGUUGAAAAAUACCAGUGUUCACCUUUUAACCCAGUCUCUCCCCAGUUACUUAGAGUGUGAAGCCAAGUGUUAUCUUUUAAAGAAGCAAGGGGUGUUUUUAUCCACCAGCAUUCUUUACAGUACCUUACCUCAGGUUUCUCCUCUGCUUCUCUUUGUGUGACAAUCAACAGCUGGAAACACGUGCUGUGGUUUCUUUUUUUUUGAAGGAACACUCCGUGCACAGACUUAACAGCCCAUAUGCAGCAGCCACCUUGCUACCUCACUGUUCCUUGUGUUUUCAGUCUUUAAAAGGACACUCCAGACCUCCUCUUGAUGCAGUCACAGUGUUACAGUUCCUAAGCCAACAGCACAGUUGCUAAGCCACUGACUUCAGUAAGCACAUUAUUUUUCAGAAGCUGUAAUUUGAUCACUUUAACUUAUCCUGUACAAUGAAAUAAGGCAAACAUAUGUGGAUUUCCCUUGACUUUUCUUCCUUUUUAAAGGGUCAUUCAACACUGAAACAGCAGGAAGCUGCUGCUGCACCGCUCUCAUUCGGUUUCAACUCUAAAGCAUGUUUCACUUCUGGCCACACCUCAGUUGGUGAUGUCACAGCAGGUCUUUUGCCCUUAACAGCUGUUGGAAAACCCCAGUCGUGACAUCAUUGAUUGGGGUGUGGCCAGACUGGAAACAAACUUUAAAGUUGUGACCCAUGGAGAGCAGCACAGCAGGUGUGUUCGUCUUUGUAUUCAGUGUUGAGUUACCUUUUUGGGUGAGUUUGUUCCCCCAGGUUUGCAGACAAUCUCAUUAUGUAGCAAAUGUACAAACUGAUAGGGACAUCUGCCUGAUAUGAAGUUACAAUCUCUUUUAAACUUUAAUAUAAUUGAAUAUGAAUUGUGCAAAAGUCCUUCUUGUAUCCUUUUUAUUCACAUCUCCUUAUUCAUUGAUAAACUAAUAGACUGAUGAGUGUAGCUCAGCGUCAUGGGAGAAACAGUUGUGAGUGAGUUGAAUAAGAAGGGAUAAGAAGCAUGUUCUUUUGCUCUUUGCUUUUGUGUCCUUUGGAGGAGCUUUUCUUGUCUUGUUCUAGCACUCUGAUCUGUAUGGAUGUGUGAUUUAAAGGCUUGCAGCAAGUCUGAACAGUGGUGAUACUGAUGUGCUAAUGUUUGAAGUAAAGUCUCCAGUGUGAAAUGCUUUGACAGCUCUGCUAUAGUCCUCUCUUCCCCGAUUCCCCCUCAGAUUUUCAUGUCUCUACUGUUUAACUUCUGGAUUUGUUAGCUUGGUGUACAGUGUUUUGAAUAGAUCAGAGAUCACUGAGGAAAGAAUUGAACUUGUCUGUUGGUAUGUAUUUAAAAAUGGAUGUGUCCUUGAUGGUCGUAGGCAGGUUUCUAUAAUAGGACAUGAGAGGAUACCUUUGACUUGGUAAAGGACAGAAACUGUGACUGUUUCACACAUUACUGUUUUUCUUGUUUUUUCAAAAUAAAGAGGGAUUCAACAUGA
Epinephelus lanceolatus (giant grouper) is the source of this 4740-nucleotide messenger RNA. RefSeq names its product mitochondria localized glutamic acid rich protein a (gene mgarpa). Gene Ontology annotation, cellular component: mitochondrion. Gene Ontology annotation, biological process: anterograde axonal transport. The record is from RefSeq and is a predicted model, not a curated record. NCBI's taxonomy places the organism in Eukaryota, Metazoa, Chordata, Actinopteri, Perciformes, Serranidae.